This is a messenger RNA of Striga asiatica, 2081 nucleotides long. The record is from the annotation of a GenBank genome assembly. NCBI's taxonomy places the organism in Eukaryota, Viridiplantae, Streptophyta, Magnoliopsida, Lamiales, Orobanchaceae.
AGAGAGAGAGAGAGAGAGAGAGAGUUUGUGCUGAAUUUUGCAGGGUUUGUUAGUGCGAUUUAAAGCAGUAGAUUGAAUUUGUGCAAAGAAAAUUAAUUGAGAUUUUAAGGCUAGAUUUCUGCCCACUGAAGGUGUGGAUACACAGGUGAAGCCAUGGAAAACAGGGUUCCAUUUAUUCAGCAACAACAGAGUGCUAAUUUCUCAGGAAGCGAGGUAAAGGAUGCAUUGUAUGAAGAGCUAUGGAAAGCCUGUGCAGGUCCUUUGGUGGACGUUCCUAAGAUUGGGGAAAGGGUUUAUUAUUUCCCGCAAGGCCACAUGGAAAAAUUGGAGGCAUCUACAAAUGAGGAGUUGAACCAAAGGAUACCGAUGUUUAAUCUGCCUCCGAAGAUCCUAUGUCGUGUAUUCAACAUUCAGUUACUGGCUGAGCAAGAUACUGAUGAAGUUUAUGCACAAAUUACCCUGAUGCCCGAAGCAGAUCAAACUGAACCGAGAAGUCUGGAUAAUUGUCCUGACGAGCUUCCUAGGCCUGCCGUUUCCUCCUUCUGCAAAGUUCUCACUGCCUCAGAUACGAGCACACACGGUGGAUUUUCUGUCCUCCGAAAACAUGCAAACGAGUGUCUUCCACCCCUGGAUAUGAACCAACCGACUCCAACUCAGGAAUUGGUUGCUAAGGAUCUUCAUGGAACUGCAUGGCAUUUUAAGCAUAUAUUUAGAGAAGCUGUAAAUCAAGAAUUCGGAGUUGGUAUGAGAUUCAAGAUGCGGUUUGAGGGGGAUGAUUCUCCAGAGCGAAGGUUUUCGGGUACAAUUGUCGGGGUGGAGGAUAUUUCUCAACACUGGAAAAAUUCCAAAUGGCGAACAUUAAAGGUUCAGUGGGAUGAGCCUGCAUCUAUUCCAAGACCAGAGAGGGUUUCUCCAUGGGAGAUCGAACCAUUUGUUGCAACAGUCCCCACAACAAUUCAACCGGCGAUAGUGAAACAUAAGAGACUUCGGCCAAACAUUGAAAUCCCACUACCAGAUACUAUGACGUCAACUGCAUCACCCUCCCGGAAUCCAUCUCAUGAUCAACUAAAUCAUGCUUUCGAAGCACCAAGGACCAACAACACUGUUAAUUUACUGGCUAAACAACAAUUGGACGGAGGCUGGAAUUCCCCGCUUGGUAUAAAUGCCUCCCAAAACACGAAUGCUGAUGAAAAAGAAGAGAGCGAAAAUGCUUUGGGUUGGCAAAAAUCGGAUAGUGUUGCCUCGUGCAGAUUGUUUGGGUUUGACUUGAAAAGUUCUUCAGUCACAGCCAUUUGCGAGAAUUCCCGUAUAAAACAUGUUGAUAUAAUUAAUGAUGUUAGUGAAGCAUACGUUCCGAGUAGUAUGUCCUCAGGUGAUUCGGAACAGAAAUCAGGUGUUUCAAAGGAAGUUCGAGAUCCAAAGCUAGACCAGUUGCAAGUUCUGGCCAAGGAAAUUCAGAGCAGGCAGAGUAACUCCUCAAGAAGUCGCACCAAGGUACAAAUGCAAGGUGUUGCAGUUGGUCGGGCUGUGGAUUUGAGCACUUUAAGAGGAUAUGAUGAUCUUAUAAUUGAACUCGAGAACAUGUUUGAAAUAAAGGGUGAGCUACGCCCUCGAUAUAAAUGGGAAAUUGUUUUUACAGACGAUGAAGGGGACACGAUGCUCGUGGGUGAUGACCCUUGGCCGGAAUUCUGUAAUAUGGUCCGGAGGAUUUACAUAUGUUGUAGUCAAGAUGUGAAGAAGAUGAAAGGAGGCAAGCUGCCAGAAUGUGAGGACUAACUCCAUACUUGAUUCUUCUUUCGUAUUCAUUUCCUUGAGAGGGGUAUGGACCAGUUUUGGUGUGCUGCAGAAAAGUUGGAAGAAAAUGUCGAUUGCGUAUGUAAAUAUUAGGCUUUUGUGUGUUGUGGUGAGUGUGGAUGAGGUGGUUAAAGGCGUUUCUCGUCUUGUAUUUAUGUAAAUAUGCUAAAACUUGUUUGACAACAUGGUGAGGUAAAUGAUUGAGGUUUUCUUUGAUGAAUUUGGGACAUUUUUGUGAGGUCAUCUGAUGUUACUGCUUUUUUCCUUAUUGGGCUCUGUUUUUAUUU